CCAACCAACCGAGAUGAUUAUUCCGGUGCGCUGCUUUACCUGUGGCAAGGUAAUUGGCAACAAGUGGGAGGCCUAUCUGGGCCUGCUGCAAGCCGAAUACACCGAAGGCGAUGCACUGGACGCACUGGGACUGAAACGGUACUGCUGCCGCCGGAUGCUGCUAGGCCACGUGGAUCUCAUCGAAAAGCUGCUUAAUUAUGCGCCACUGGAGAAGUAACUGGACACUGGCUGCUGCUUAUGUUUUAAACCGAACGGUGAUAUGUGUUAAGGAAAGCACGAAAAUAUGAGAGUAAAUUUUUUUUACUA
Anopheles bellator is the source of this 306-nucleotide messenger RNA. RefSeq names its product DNA-directed RNA polymerases I, II, and III subunit RPABC5 (gene Rpb10). Gene Ontology annotation, cellular component: RNA polymerase II, core complex; RNA polymerase III complex; RNA polymerase I complex. The transcript is spliced from 2 exons. Gene Ontology annotation, molecular function: DNA-directed RNA polymerase activity; zinc ion binding; DNA binding. The record is from RefSeq and is a predicted model, not a curated record. Gene Ontology annotation, biological process: transcription by RNA polymerase II; tRNA transcription by RNA polymerase III; transcription by RNA polymerase I. The coding region runs from base 14 to 217 and encodes 67 amino acids. Lineage: Eukaryota; Metazoa; Arthropoda; Insecta; Diptera; Culicidae.